Molecule: messenger RNA, 8098 nt
Organism: Pocillopora meandrina
Lineage: Eukaryota; Metazoa; Cnidaria; Anthozoa; Scleractinia; Pocilloporidae
Source: the annotation of a GenBank genome assembly
AUUCAUAUCAACAUGGCGGUCAGGUGAAUUCAGAUUCUAAUUAUAGCAGUGUUCGUAAUCUUGGGAAUACAGUGUCGCUGACUUCUGCAACAAAGAUCAGAGAAAAUGGAGGUAGAGGGAGCUGCUAAAGUGAAAUCCUAUCACGAUGAGGCUUUUCGGUAAGAUCCUUAAGGCUGUAAAUGCUUCAGACGUAUUUUGACAUACUCCAAAAUUACAUAGCUUGAAUCACCGUUGUCGAAACAAGGAAACUGAUUUAUCGGCGACGUUUAGUUGAUUAGGUUGAAAACAUUUGUGUCAAGUGUUGUCAUGAAGCUUUCUUCAACCACUGCAGGUCGAAGAUAUGAAUGGACACAUCAAGUUAAGCAAAUAUUUAUGAACGCUGGUAUAAUUACUUAGAGCAUGUAUUAAUAUUCCCAGAAAGAUAUAUGUUCAUCUAACCUACAAACAGGUGACAAGUUUUUUUGUUGUUUUUUUAUCAUUUACGAAAAAAAUGUCCAAUAUUUAGAUAUCUUAAUAAUUAUAAAAUUUUAUUCCUGAAUGUAUCGAUUUUAAGAUCCACCAGUGCGUUUCAUUUACCCACAUCAUUUUUCGGACUUCAGACUCCUUUAACUCAGCUCAGUUUACACAAAAUACAUUAGAAAAGAAUCAUUUCAAAGCAAACAUGGAAAAUAUAUAUAAAAUAAAAUCUAGGUAGAGAGCGAGUUGGGUUCAUUCAGAUAGCAAAGGCUUAUCUCUUGUAUCUUAUGGGAUUUAGCUUCAGAGAAAAGAAAACUCAACACUUACAUAUUUAUCACUUAUGAAUCUUUUGUGAAAAUAGUUACAUCAAUGAGGGGCUCAAAUUUGAUGAACAAGGAAACAAGCAGAAAGCUCUCCAGUAUUAUCAUAAAGGUAAGCACUGCAUGUUUCAUUAUGGCAAACAUGUUUGACACAAUUUCAGGUUUUCUGUGUCAUUAUUUAAGGUUCUGUUUUUGGGAAGUACAUGUACUUAACGAUUCUAUAGACAAUGAACCUGAGAAGAGGAGUAAGAGGAGGGAUGAUUAUAACCUUGCUGUCCUGUAAACCCUAGCAACUUGCCUAUCACUCUAACCAUAGUGGUUUGUUCUUGUUCUGUACUACAUAUGCUUGAUUGUAAAGAUAGAUUGAGUUUUUGUUUUAUUGAAAAAGAAAACCCUAUAUUAAGGUAUGGAGUGGUAUGUUUCAAUCAGAUCGCUGCAUUUGGUUAUGUAUCUCACACCAAUCAGAUCUAUGCUGUAGGGUAUGUUUCAUGCACCAAUCAAAUGGCCGUAAUAGGGUAUAUAUCUCACACCAAUCAAAUUAAAGCAUUGAGGGAUGCUUGCACCAAGUUGCAGUAGAAUCAACUCAACAUUGAUGCACACUAAGAAUGACAACAACAAAGAAUUGUGAGCUCAUCUAUCCAGUAAAUGGAAAACAUGACUUGCAUGUCUUUUAUUUCAGGACUGCGGAGUCUUACUGUGGGUUUAAGUGUCCAUUGUAGUAGUUCAGAACCAGGAAGGGAAAGGACAAAAGAACUAAAGAAGAAGAUGAAGUCGUAAGUUCUUUAAUUAAAGUAAAUUCAAAGAAAAAAUUAACAGCUCUCGUAGCUUUAUUGGGUAGAAGAUGGUAAAAACAAAGAAAACAUAUAAUGAUAUUAAAUGACUCCUUUAGCUUUAUUGUGCUACAAACACAAUUGGCUUUCUUUUUCAGCUCUCGAAAUAAACAGGUCAUUCUUGAUUCUUUCUGAAGUGAAUAUGUUGGUCACUAUGUUGGUUCCAAAUGAUGAAUUUUCAUCGGCAGUUCACACAUAUGAUUUUCACAUAUUCACUGUCAUUUAUUCAUCACUUCACAGGUUUAUUUGGGACCAACAUAGUGACCAGCUCCCAAUUGGCAUGAUAGCUCAGUUGGUCAUGGGUUUAUGGGUUUAAAUCCCAUACAGGGCUGUUUUUUUUUUUCAGGCCUUAUUUUCACUACUGCUCAAGUAGUGUUCAUUACUGUGAAGAUUGCUUUCAUAUUUAUGUCUUUGUCUGCAGUUCAUAUAUAAGAUUUUCAUAUAUUCACAGUCAUUAAUAAAUCCUUCAUUGACCAAUCUUGUCCAGUCAAGAUGGCUGGAAAUUAGCCUUGUUCCUUUUUUUGCAAUUUUAUGGACCUUGACUUUGUCCUAGAUAGAACUUGGCAAAUAUUCAGCCAUGUUGACCUCAUGUUUAGUCAGUAAUCCCAAUAUAAGAGAGAUUGACCUUGAUCACAGUAAGCACACAAACAUUUCAACAUGUUCUUUUGCUGGGAGCACAUCAACUAAUCCUACACAGUGCAGAACGUUGAACAAUUGAAAAUAAAAUGUGCCAGUUAGCAAAUGAUUGCAAAUGCUUGGUUUUGAAAAGUUUCUGUCAUCUUUUUUCUAUCAGUCUUGAAAAUUGACUUGUGCUUACUUACUUAUACUAGAUUCCACAGAAAAUCUUUGCAUUACCUUACAUUUUUUCAGGGCCAAAGACCAAGUAAAAGAGAGAAUAGAUACACUAUCUGCCAGCAUUAAUGCACCAUCAGCCCCCAGUGAAGAUGUGGUGGAUACUGUAAAUCAAAAUGGACAUCUUACAACUGAAGACCAACUUGAGAUAUUAUCACAUGAUGAUGGAAAUCCAUGGGAAGAUGUCAAGGAAUUGUUGGUUCUGGAAGACAGUAAGUACAUGUUAGUAGUAUGUGACACUGUAAAUUGAAAGUGCUUUCCAAGAUGAUUUUUUAACUGUCAUGACUGUGCAGACUUGAGAGAAAAAGGCAGAAAUUGAUCUCAAUCUAGAUUCAAUUGUUUAGUGUUAAAGUGAACAGAUGUGUCUCAUCCACUGAAAAUUUUUCUUUUCAACACAGGUGUUAAAAUGUUUUUCGUCAGUGAACAAGGAGGUGUCACAACACUCUCUCAACCUCAAACUCUACGUGCCUUUCAGUUUGUCAAUCAUAAACCAGGUAAAUCUAAGUUUAAACGUAAUGCAUAAUACAUGUCAUCAUAAUAUGACAAAUGCUUUCAGUGUCACUGAACAGAGAUAUAACGCUACAUACUUCAGCAAUGUAGUUUCACACUUAUCACAGUCAUGUCCUUUUUCAGAACAGGUUAAUGGGUGGAAAUCUCAUAAGGAGUGAUCCUGUGGUCCUCCAGGGUUUUGUUAAAAUUUUAAUGGCUGGGGCAUCCUUAUCAUAGUAGCCAGGCCAAGUUAAUUUAGCCUAGAAGUGAACUCCAUGAUAUCCACCAAGCAGAGGUUCUACAGUAAAUAAACAGUUCAUGAAGAAAACAGAACUGUCUUGAAGCAUGGCUCAAGAACCAACCUCUCCACCCCCACUUCCCCAACAAUCUGGAGAUACAAAUGGCUUCCAUUGCCUGGAUUUUAUCUUUGCCCAAGUUUCAUUUCACCUCAUAAAACAUUUGUUGACUUAAAUUCAGGUUUUUUUUUGUUUAUGGUGCAUUCUUUAAAUCCUUUCACUGCCUCGCUGUCGAUACCAUUUGUGAUGUAUAAUUACCUUCUUUGCAUUCAUCAGAUACUAGAAAUUUACCUGGUAAGUUUGUGUUAUCAACUGAGUUGAUAACGUAAAUUGGCCACCGUUAAGAGUUUGUAAGCUGACGUUUCGAGCGCUAGCCCUUCGUCAUUUGCUCUGACGAAGGUCUAACGCUCGAAACGUCAGCUUUUAAUUUCUUUAGUGUGGCAAAUUUACGUUAUCAACUAAGUUGAUAAUACCAAAUUAUCCUGUUAUUCUCUCCCACCGACGCAGCAUCACAGUUUAUUUAGAAACUUACCCCCUUCAUUGAAUUUUUCCGGUAAAUUUUAUAGCUUAUAAUGACUUGCACUAUUCUUUCUCGUUUAUAUCGUAUUGCAGAAUCAAAGGAUGCUCCCGCAUUCCUUCAUUGCGGAGCCUGGAUGUUUCCCAUGAUUCCUGGUAGAUCUCCUGUUCUGAACACGGAACCUCACACGUAUAUGUUUCCCGACAUCACUAUCGACCCUUCUUCUCCCAAGUCCUCGCAGCCUCGUCCCCAGCGGGCAUUUGCGUCAGUGGGUUUGAUUCUGAACCCUAAUAUUUCCUCUAUGGAACUAAAGAGGUUUGAGAGGAUUUUGAAGUGUUACGCAGAUUUCCAUCACUACACUCCGCCAAAGUAUUCUGAAGAGGGAAGCCAGGUCGAGCAACAAAGAACGGAUGAAGGUGCCUCUUCAGUGCCGGCUGCAGAGGCAGAAGCUAUGGAUGAGGAUGUUGCUGUGGCAGUAAGACCGAGCACUGAGGUUGUACCAGCUGAUUCACAGGUGUUUACUAUGCGUUACUAACUCUGUUCACAAAUAAUUUGCUGUAUGAUUUUCCGUUCUCAUACCACGCCAGUUGUGGUGAUUUCACGUUGUUGUUUUGCAGAGGACGGCUUAGAAAUGUACAAGGUUUCAACACGCAUGUACUGAGCUGUUAUUCCACCCAUUAGAUCUUCUAUUUUGCUACGGCAUCGUCGCCAUUGUCGUCGUGGCUUGCUUAAGGUCCCCUAUGUGAUGUCGUACACUUGAGGCGUAACGUAUUUUCUUUUUCUGUGUGUGUUAUUUGCUUCUUCAGGACAAGUCAUGGGGAAGGAAGGUUUCUAAGGUAAGACGAAAUUCUGUUAAGGCAUAUUCCACUUCUGAUCAACUUUUAGCAUCAUCUGGUUUAAACGACCAGAGCAUUAUCAAUGCGGUCAUGUUUACUUCAGAUGUCAUGUUUUUUUUUGUUAUUUCAGGGAAUCGAGAUUGGCACCGAGCUAGUAGCUUGGGGAUUGACAAAAGGGGCUGAAGUCGGAAGUCAUCUGAUGCACAAGGUAGUGCUGUGUGUCUCAUCACAUUUCUUUACUCAUGCCGCUGUAUACAAGGCCAGAGAGCAGGCUCAGCUGCAUUUUGCUUCGGAGAAGUUCUUUGGUGUUGUCAGACGUCACGCACUAUUAAUUAAAAAACAGCUGCACCGGAGAUUGUCGUAGCUCAGCAUUACCUUUGUUUUCCUGGUGCCCAGCUCGGAUUUUGAAUAUCAUAUCAACUAUAAAUUCAUGAAUCACAUUUCAUGAAAGCUGUUAUCAACAGCCAAAUUUACUGAGUUAUAUCUUCAAUUACGUCAGGGUUCUGCCAAACUCAGAGAAAAUCUCAAACCAAACGAGAAGCCAGUGGAAGUUGAUGAAAGUGUGCAGGAGAACAUUCGUCAGGUGAAGACUGUUGCAGGUAAGACAUCAUUUUAAGCUUUUAAGCUUCCCUCUCAGCAACGGCUCAAUCAUCUUACAGUUGGACUUUCCCGUUAUGAUGAAAGAAUGCGUUUGGUUUGGCCAUACACAUGACAGCAAAACGAAUUAAAAAUCAGGCAAGAUAGUGAUGUAUGUGUUUUUGUUGUUCAGGCAUGGCCUGUCAGGUGAGCGGUGCAGUGGUCUCCGCAGUGUCAGCCAUGACGCUCGAGCUCGGACGACGACUUGCGCCAGUUAUUGUGGAUAAAGGAGGAAAGGUUUGUUAAAUUUCUUUUAUUGGUGAUCAUUUUCUCUAUUCUCCUGACCUUAAUGAGUGAUUCGGGGUUGAUAUUGUAAGGAGAUUAAGGAUGCUAGUCACUCGUUGGGGUCAGAGGGCUAAGAAAUCGAAGAGAAACAAAUGAAUUUGAAUUUGUCUCGAGAGUGUUGCAAAUGGCUCUUUGCACUUUAGCGUCUAACAUUUGCGAGAACGUAAUUGAGGAAUAUUCUGCGUUUAAUGUAUAAUUGACCACGGUUGAACAUCUGAUAUUUUUCGUUUUAGGCUUUACCAGACUCUUUGAAAAAGAAGGAUAAUGUUGAUGGUGCAUCGACAAUGGACGAAAUCGUUAAAGUUGCAGUAAGCGGCGCUAGAGGUAUACAUGUUCAAUUCAUCAAGCGUUGGAUGUUUUCCUUGAGUAGCAUAGUGUUAUAACGUCAGACGUGUAAAUCAAGUGAGGCCAGAUAUGCUACGAUGAUUUAGUUUUCCGAGCUUUCGCUGAUCAACGGCAUCUUCGGCAUCAUUAGAGAAUCAUUCUCUGAUGAUGCUGUAGAUCGGCGAAAGCUCGGAAAAUUAAAUAAUUAUAGCAUACCUGGCCUCAAUUGAUUUACACGUAUGAUUUUAUGUUAAAUUCGAUUGAACAAAAAUGUCUCAUUUUUAACUGAGCUUUUUGUGCGAAAGGCCGGGGAUUUAUUUUAAGUGUGCGAAUAAUUUCUUUUCCAACUUAAGGAAGAGUUCCUUCAUGGAGUUUUUCCUCUCUUUUUCUGUUUCUAGAUUUAAUAAUGGUAAUAAUGAAAACAAAUAAAUAGAAAGAAAGAAGGAAACCAGCUUGAUACACCAGGUUGACUGUAAACGAUCUGAUGUUUAGAACUUAAAAUUUCCAACAGAGUCAGUUGUUUUUUGAAAUUUUGUUUUGAUUCUUAUUCUCAAAGGUGCUGCUACGGUGUACCAAGGUCUUGAGACUUCAUGGAAAAUUUUGUACACAAAUCUGCAGCAUGCUACUGUCAAGACAGUAGAUUACAAGUGAGCUGGUGCAUGUUAUGGCUAUGAAGUUUGAGAACACCUAAUGUUAUUCCCGUUUGGUUCUUCUUCUCCUUUUUUCUUUUUUUUCUUUUUUUUUCUUUUUUUUCCUAGUUAUCCUCCUUCUCAUGCGCGUUCGUCGUCGUUUAUUCGUGAAUUUGAUCUUACUUUUUGUUGGUUAUUUUAUUGGUUGGAUGGUUGGAUGGUUGGUUCGCUGUCUCGUUUUAUCUCUUUGCCUCUAGUUUCUUAAUAAACGACUGUGAAUAUAUGAAAGUUAUAUAUUUGAACUGCCGAUAAAGACGUGAAUAUGAAAGUGAUCUUCACAGUUAUGAACACUACUUGAGCAGUAGUGAAAAUAAGGCCUGAAAAAAAAUUUAAUAUUCACGUAGUUUCUUAAUGUUGUUUUUUAUGUUUAUUUGUUUUGUUUAUUUGUUUGUCUGUUGCUUGGUGUAUUAUUAGGUGUGUUCGUGUAUUCACUUGUCUCUUCGCCCGUUUAUAUUUUUCCAUUAAAUCCCCAGAUAUGGUCGAGCAGCUGGUGAAGCUACAAAUAAUGCUAUGGGCGCUGCAGGGUUUGCUUUACAGGUAACCUUAGACGACGUCCUAAACAGCAAUUUUACCAAGUAAACUAUAUAAGAUGGUUAUUUUCACUCAUGUUAAGUUUUUUUUUUCAUAACUGUUUACCUCUUCCACUUGAUAGGAUCUCUCAUUUGUCAUUUAAGUAAAAAUGACAAACCGGCUGAGUCUAGUUGAGAUAGUUCAGUGUAUCACAGUCCCCAUCCCAGCGGUUCUCUGGUGUGUCACGCAACGCUCUUAUUUUGUUUGUAGGAGCUUUGCAUGACAUCCCAAAGAACAGCUACGAAGGAGAAGUCGUUGUAUCAUUAUGUCCUUAUAUUUGUAUUUCGUUCAUUUACUUACACUUGUUUGCUUUUUUCUGUGUCUUCCGUAGACUUGUUGGAAUGUGGAAAAUUUGGGAAUCAAGUGAGUAUUUAUUAGACAACGAGCAGUCCUUCUUUUUCAGCUAAUCUGCUGCGCUAGUUCAAUUAAAUUAUUGAAAAACAAAUUGAUUUUGGAGCGCCGUGCGGAAAUCGCGAAAGCCUACUUUUCGUGCGUCUCACGCUCACAGUUCCGCACGGCGCGCGAACAUCAUUUUUUUUUUUUUUUUCACGAAUGAGUUUGUUUUUACUCGCGCGACAGAAUUUACCCAAAAGGAGAAGCUGCACGUAAUCUAGUAUUUGUGUGAUUAAAAUGAAUUUUUUACAUGGCUGUUCUCAGCUGUUUUAUCCUUAUCAACCCGAGAUUGAACGCGGCUUCCCAAACAAGAGGCGCUGACCCGUGACUUGACUCUUGUAGUUGUUGCUCUUCUUUGUUUAAAUGCCAACCCAUGGUGGAGUUAAGAGCGCUGGUGGUGUUUCUUGAAUCCUCCGAAGAAAACGAAUGUCGUUGAAUGAGGACGAUCAACUGGAACAAGCGACAAACAAAUGAAAAAGGACUUAUUAUUUCCUCUGUAAUUAUUUUUCAGGGCUAUUGCCAAGAGAACUGCCAAAGAUACCGGGAAAGAGAUGGUUAAAGAAGCUGAGAAGAAAUACCUCACAGAUGGAAAGGAACAGGAAUAG